Pristis pectinata (smalltooth sawfish) is the source of this 4180-nucleotide messenger RNA. RefSeq names its product storkhead-box protein 2-like. Gene Ontology annotation, cellular component: cytoplasm; nucleus. Gene Ontology annotation, molecular function: RNA polymerase II transcription regulatory region sequence-specific DNA binding; DNA-binding transcription activator activity, RNA polymerase II-specific. The coding region runs from base 918 to 3674 and encodes 918 amino acids. Gene Ontology annotation, biological process: positive regulation of transcription by RNA polymerase II. The record is from RefSeq and is a predicted model, not a curated record. The transcript has 4 exons. Lineage: Eukaryota; Metazoa; Chordata; Chondrichthyes; Rhinopristiformes; Pristidae.
UGCCCCUCAAUAGCUGUUCACUGUAUUCAGAAGCAGGGAGCCAUUCAUCAGCAAGGCAGUCACAGCAACAGAACAGACUCAACUCUGCGCCUCGCGAAACUGAAAGCUAAACAUUUGGAACUACAAGCACUCCAGCCGUUCCUGCCGAAGUGGAAACCGGUUUCUGAGAAAUUCGUGAGGAGAGUGAAAGAAAAUACAGCUGUGACGUUGGGCUUUAAUUAGUUGCUAAUCUCACAGGAAUAGAUUGAUUCACAGAUACCUGCAGGAACAGUGUUCCUCAGCUGCACACACACGCGCGCAUUCUCUCUGUGUGGCAGCAGCUGCAGGGUAUUUGAACUGAAGAUUGGUUUCUGAUUUAUGUAUUCUGCUCAUCCUUUAUCAUUGAUUGGAUUUUGCUCUAUGUAGCAAACCACUUUCGCUAUGUUCAAAGCAUUAUACUAAUCCUGUGGCAGGGUGGAUUGACAUUGCAUCCUUAAGUUCCUGGGUGUACUGUUUGGGUCAAAACCCAAGGCUGGGUUUCUAAUUUGUUUGGGCCUUUUGUGUUCUGGCUCACAGUUCGCCAAGUACUCCUAUGCUGAAUCGAGCUAUUGUCUGGGAUCCUGGGGCUUUCACGCUGCAAAUCGCUGGCUGUUCUUUAGCUCAGAAGCCACAUUAUGUGCUUUUUUUCUCCUUAUGUGAAGCUGGAAGCUAUAAGCAGUGGUGAUUUUAAAUGAAGUGUAUUGCAUUGUGGGAUGUGUGUAAAAUUGGAUCUGUUAAGACAUAGGAGCAGAUCUGCGGUUCGCUGUGUGAAGGAGGCAGUGCCAGAAUGUUUGCUAAUUCUUUCAGCACGUUGACUUAUUUCUAACCAAGUAGAGCACAGCAAGAGAUAUGGAGCCCGACUCACAUUGCUAGUGGAUUAGACUGCGUGCAGCCUCCAAAUGAAGAAAACACGGAGUACAACCUUACGCCGAGCUUGGCCUAGCUCGGAUUUUUCAGACCGGGCUUCGGACCGCAUCAGGUCCCGGAGUGAGAAGGACUACCGCUUGCACAAGCAUUUCCCACCACCCUUUAUUUCUUCUGCAUCCAGGGGAUAUCUGACUUCAGGUGAUGUGUCACCAAUCAGUAUGUCCCCCAUCAGUCAGUCACAGUUUAUACCACUUGGGGAAAUUCUUUGCUUGGCCAUCUCAGCAAUGAAUGCUUCAAGGAAACCAGUCACACAUGAGGCACUCAUGGAGCAUUUAGCCACUUGCUUUCCAGGGGUUCCAACACCCAGUCAAGAAAUUCUUCGCCAUACAUUGAAUAUGCUUGUAAGAGAGCGAAAAAUUUACCCAACUCCUGAUGGAUAUUUUAUUGUAACUCCACAGACUUAUUUUAUUACACCUUCUUUAAUAAGAACAAAUAGCAAAUGGUAUCACCUGGAUGAAAGGAUACCUGACAGAUCGCGAUGUACUUCACCACAGCCAGGGACUAUAACUCCAUCUAACUCUGGCUGCCUCAGAGACAGAGCCCAUCACCGAAACCAUUGCGAUUCUUGCAACUGCUUCAGAGAGGAAUUUCAUAAUCACUCAUCUACUCUUCAGAAGAAAUCAAUAAAAGAUUGUAAGGACUCCUAUUGUCCUCCUUCUUUCAGCCAGAUGCCAAUAACUCACACUGAAAAAAGUAAGAGUACGGUUAACUGUUCAUAUAAAACUGAAACGUUGCCAAAACCCAAGGAUGGAGAAAAGCAACCAAAAAAAUUUGGUCUGAAGUUGUUCAGAUUGAGCUUUAAGAAAGACAAGUCAAAACAGUUGGUGAAUUUUUCUGCCCAGUUUCCUCCUGAGGAGUGGCCUCUACGUGACGAGGAUAAUCCGACCUCAAUACCGAGGGAGGUAGAACAGGAGAUAAUUAAACGCAUUAACCCAGACCUGACAGUGGAGAAUGUCAUGAAGCACACGGCGCUAAUGAAGAAACUUGAAGAAGAUAAGGCCCAUCGAAAUAAACCAGGCUCUUCUGCCCAACAUAGUGGCAAAAGCAAAAAAAGUAGAGGCCACAAAAAGCCCCAUGGUAAGUCCCGAUCACACAGCAAGUCAAGGGUUCCUAAGGGGGAGCAAUCGGAAGAUACUCAUUUAGAUGUAACAGAGUCCAGAGAAUAUGAGUUUUAUGAUCCAGUUACCAGAUCCCCAUGUGAUAAAAGUACAAGUAUGGAAAUGAAGGGUGACAACGGCUUUGUCACAUACGACAAAAUAAAUAUGGCUGAGUCUCAUUUUCCAGUGACCCCAGAGUGGGAUGUGUCAGGUGAUCUAUACAAGAGAAGGAUGGAGAGCCAAUUUCAUGAACAUUCCAGGGAAAGUUUACAAUCCAAAGUACAUCGGAGCCACAGCCAUACGCAAGACAGAAAAUCAAGAAAUGAUAGGACCAGCAAAGCCAAGGAACGGUCUAGAUCAAUGGAUAAUUCGAAUAGACCCCUUGGCACUAUUUUGUCAGGCACUGCAGAAGAGAUUCAAGGAUGUAACAUGGAUGAAAGCCACUUGAAUAAUGACAAAUUGCGUUCUUCCAAAUUGCUCAGUCAUCACAGAUCAGGGCUGACAUCACAUUCAAAUCAUAUUACUGAGCCAAGUAUACCUGAAUGUGUUGAUGUUGAUAAUUCAACAGGCCUUAGCAAUGCCUGCAAUCCACUGGAACCCAUUACAGCUGGAGAAACCUUGCCUAAUUACAAUGAUCCUAGUUGUUCUGAUGCUGACAUAAAAGCAGACGAUUACUUUCAGUGUAAUGCAUCCAAGGAGACGGUUCGGACUGUAUCUUCUCCAUCAGCUAAAUGUAAUGAUGAACAUCUGUUUAAAGAUUAUGAUGCUUUGACCUUGUCUGAUGGAGUUAAGAAGCUGUCCCCUUUGGAUAGAUUCUUGAAACACCCACCCAUUGAAGAAAAUGUGAAUGGACAGCUGGAACAAUUGUCACUGCAGCAGAAGCAUUAUCCUGAAAAAAUGGAUAUGAACAGCAUUAAUUUGCCUGUAACUGCACAGGCAUCAACAGUGUCGUUGCCAAAUGGACAAGUGUUUAAAUCACAGUCUGAAACUCAGACUGUAAAUCAUGUGGAGAAUAAUUGCCAGGAACCUCCUGGAAUUUCUUUAUAUGAACCACAACACAAUAAACCAUCAGAAGUAUUUCACACAAACUGUGAGAACCUUGUUGGUCUAACAAGUGCAGUGCAAUCACUGCCAGGACACGGAGACAUGACAGGACAUCCAGAGUCUUCUUUUGAUUAUUAUAAUGUAUCUGAUGAUGACUCAGAAGAUGGCACCAACAAAAACCAACAGGAAGGUAAGAGCCGAGAAGAUGGUGGAACUGUGCAGUGGUUGCUAGAACGAGAGAAAGAGAAGGGUCUCCAGAGAAAGUUUGAGAAGCAUCUAACUCUCCUGAGCCCAAAGGAAAGUGACACCAGCGCCAGUCAGAAAGCUUCACAUUCUGCUCGACUAGAUAGUAUGGACAGCAGCAGUAUAACGGUAGACAGUGGAUUUAAUUCUCCACGUACUCGUGAAAGUCUGGCCUCUAACACCUCAAGCAUAUUAGACAGCAACAGACAUCAGAACCCCACUCUUAGUCCGGGACAUGGAGGCACGUCUGAAUUCAGUUUCCGAGCAACUGCAGAUCCUGCACCAAGUGAACCUGAGAAACUGCAGAAGCCCGCGAAGUGUCUAGCUUCUGUUACCAGUGUUUGAGUGCUUUCAGUAGUAGAUGUCAGUGGCAGAUUCUGUACUGCACCCUUGGCAAUCACAUACCUGCACUUCAACUGUUAUUUGAUACACAUUGGGCAUGCUCUUACAUUACAAAGGCCAUGCAAACCACAUGUAGAAGCCAUUUCUAUGACUUGGAGAUUUUUUGUUUCCAUAAGUACUUAUUAAUUUUACUUCUUCAUCCUUUAGGUAUUGAGUGGGUAAUGCAGCUUACUGCAUGGCAUUCGCCUACAUCAUACUGCAUGAAACGUCCAUUGUGGUUUUGGUAAAGAAGAAAAAAAAAGCACAAACUGUUUUGCACUUCUUGGCUUUGGGUUCUGAUGAUAUUCUAUCAAAACUUCAUUUUUAGAAAUAAUCUUCUUUAGAACAUUAUCAAGCCAGCAAAGUACUCCCUCAGUGAUUUUGCGAAACCAGUGCAUGUGUUAAAUCUGGAUGAGCACCUAUGUGACAGUCUUACACACUGAAGAUAUUAUCUUCAACUCUAUGCGUCA